AUGUCGUCAAAAAGUCUGCGACAGAGAAGCGUCUUUAACAAGAAGGCAGCUUCGAAGACGAAGAAAGAGACGAGAAAAGUGACGGAAGAAACAGAGGAAGAAGAAGAGGAUGAAAAGAAGUUCUUCGAAGAAACCGUGGUCACGUCGACGUUGUUCCACUCCGCGAAGUUCGAAGGGAAGGAAAAGUUACGAUUCGUUCGAGAACUGUUCAAUCGAAUCGCGAGGAAUUACGACUUCAUGAACCUUUGGAUUUCGUUAGGUGGCACCUCGUAUUGGCGCUUGCGAGCGCUGAGGAAGUUGAACUUACGAUUACACGGGAAAGUGUUAGACGUCGGGUGCGGGUCUGGAAUUUCCACUCGACGGGUUUUGAAAAGGUAUUCCGGGAUAUGCGUGGCGUGCGAAGGUUUAGAUCCGUCGAAAGAGAUGAUUCGCGUGGCGAACGCGAAGAAUCGAGACGCGAGGGCGACGUAUACGGUCGGGAACAUUGAGAAUUGCGACGAGAUGUACAAAAAAGACACGUUUGAUUGCGUGGUGACGGUGUACACGUUGCGGAAUUUCGCGGACUCGCAGUUGGCGAUUUGGCAGAUGAUGCGGGUGUUGAAACCGGGAGGGAAAUUGGUCGUCGUGGACGCGUUUCCUCCCAAAAUCCGGCUCGCGAAGAUGAUUUUAAAGUUUUGGUUGGAAUAUAUCAUGCCGAUCGUAGCUUUGAUUUUCAUACGGGAGAAAAAAGAUAGGAAGGCGUACAAGUAUCUCUCCAAGUCUAUUCAAAACGCAAAGUAUACUCCGGAGACGUUCGUGCACGCAUUAGGGAACAUGGGCGGCGUGAAUAUGAAGGUGAAGAAGUACAUGUUCGGCGCGUGUUGUCGCAUCGAGUGCGAAAAGAAUUUCGUGAAAAGAGACGAACACGAUCCUUUGAAAAGGUAUAAACGAGACGAGAAAGAUUUGUUACCAUAUUACGAACCGGUGGAGUGGAUGGAUAUGGUUUUACCUGUAAUAAUUUGCGUCGCGUUGAGCGUCGUGUUUUCGAACUGGUUAAUGGGAUUAGACUUGAAGAUUUGA
Molecule: messenger RNA, 1059 nt
Organism: Bathycoccus prasinos
Lineage: Eukaryota; Viridiplantae; Chlorophyta; Mamiellophyceae; Mamiellales; Bathycoccaceae
Product: ubiquinone/menaquinone biosynthesis methyltransferase
Exons: 1
Coding region: 1-1059 (352 amino acids)
Molecular function (GO): methyltransferase activity
Source: RefSeq, a predicted model, not a curated record